This is a messenger RNA of Schizophyllum commune H4-8, 1215 nucleotides long. RefSeq names its product ornithine carbamoyltransferase. The coding region runs from base 1 to 1215 and encodes 404 amino acids. Gene Ontology annotation, molecular function: ornithine carbamoyltransferase activity; amino acid binding. Lineage: Eukaryota; Fungi; Basidiomycota; Agaricomycetes; Agaricales; Schizophyllaceae. Gene Ontology annotation, cellular component: mitochondrion. The record is from RefSeq and is a predicted model, not a curated record. Gene Ontology annotation, biological process: L-citrulline biosynthetic process. The transcript is spliced from 3 exons.
AUGUCGACCAAAAUCCCCCACCUCAUCACGCUCGCCGACUUGCCUACGGCCCAAAUUACUCGCUUGCUCUCGCACGCUCAUGCAGUCAAGCAAACGUCCUUACCUUGGUUGCAACCCCACGCGCAGCGCGCCGCCCCUAAAUCCAACGCGAAGGGUGCUAAGGCUCCUACUUCCAAGAACCUUCGCCUUCCACCCCAGACGCUGUUCAACAAGUCCAUUGCACUUCUCUUCUCAAAACGCUCGACGCGGACGCGACUAGCGGCGGAGACCAGCACGACCUUGUUGGGCGGACGUGCGCUUUUCCUCGGACGCGAUGACAUCCAGCUGGGGGUGAACGAGUCGCCGCGGGAUACAGCGCGGGUCAUUGGUGGGAUGUGCCAGGGUAUCUUCGCUCGUGUGGGAGGGAAUGAGGAGAUUGAGGAACUCAUCCGCUACUCGCCUGUACCAGUCUUGAAUGCACUCUCCUCAAUGUGGCACCCGACUCAGAUCCUUGCCGACCUCUUGACUCUGCACGAGCACGCAGCAGCUUUCCCGUCCGAGACGGCAGACCCAUUCGCCGAGGGUUCCGCGGAGCAGGCACCUACAUCCUCCAAGGGCAAGCGCGCUGUGCUCCCAACGCUGCGCCCCCUCACCAUUGCGUACGUCGGCGACCCAAACAACAUCCUCAACGACAUGCUCGUCACCUAUCCGCGCCUCGGGCACAAGCUCCGCAUCGGCGCCCCCGAGAAGUACGCCGCGCCCUACUUCAGCGACGCGCCGAGCGAGCAGGCGGAGGUGAUGAAGCGCGUGAACCAGCUCGAGUGCAAUAAGGAGGGGAUGCUCACCUGGACGUCGGACCCUCGGGAGGCGGUGAAGGGCGCGGACGUCGUGGUCACGGAUACGUGGAUCUCGAUGGGGCAGGAGGAGGAGAAGGCGCAGCGGCUGGCGGACUUUGCGGGCUACCAGGUCACGGAGGAGCUCUGCGCGGAGGGUGGCGCGAACCCGAACUGGAAGUUCAUGCACUGCUUGCCGCGGAAGCCGCAGGAGGUGGACGACGAGGUUUUCUUCGGCCCACGCUCGCUCGUGUAUCCCGAGGCGGACAACCGCAAGUGGACGAUCAUGGCGCUGUUUGACCAAUUGUUUGGCCGCUGGCAGCUCGACACGUCCGUGACCACCGUGCUCGGUGAGGACGGUAUGGUGAAGGAGGCGGGCGCGGAGGAGCCGACUGACGAGUAG